AUGCGGUCUUCCCUCAUGAAAUCCCCUUCCACAUGGGCUGUGUUGGCUCUAUCCCUUCUCCCAGCCGUCACAGCCACGCCUUUACUCGAAAAACGAGCAAAAGGCUCCUGGCUAGGCCUAAACACCGAUUUCCCAGACCCCAGUUUCAUGAAAGCAGCCGAUAACAAAUGGUACGCCUUCGGCACCAAUGGCAACGGAAAACGCGUCCAAGUCGCAAGGUCCGACGACUUCAAAACAUGGACCCUCCUAGACAUCGAAGCCCUCCCCACCAUCUCAUCCUGGGAGACCGAAAAUGACCACUGGGCGCCGGAUGUCGUGAUGAGAAAAGAUGGAAAGUACGUGAUGUAUUACUCCGGCGAGGCCAAAUCAAACCUCCGACACCACUGCGUCGGCACAGCCGUCGCUGAUAAUCCAACGGGGCCCUAUGUGCCCAGUGAAAAACCCUUAUCCUGUCGUCUCGACCAAGGCGGGUCAAUCGAUCCCGCAGGGUUCCUCGACAAAGACGGCAGUCGCUAUGUCGUGUUCAAAGUCGACGGCAACAGCAUCGGCAACGGCGGAGACUGCAAUAACGGUGUGGAACCGCUUGUCUCCACGCCGAUUCUGCUACAAAAGGUCGCUGACGAUGGCAUCACACCUGUCGGGGAUGCGGUGCAGAUUCUCGACCGCAACACUGCUGACGGGGAUGGUCCGCUUGUUGAAGCGCCGAAUCUGAUUCUCCACGGUGAUACGUACUUUUUGUUCUAUUCUACUCAUUGCUUUACCGACCCGAAGUACGAUGUUCGCUGGGCGACUGCUGAGAGUAUCACCGGGCCUUAUACCAAGACUAAUGUGCCUUUGCUUAAUGCGGAUACGACGGGGCUUAUCUCGCCUGGCGGUGCGACGGUUUGUGGGUGUGGUGAUCGCAUGUUGUUCCAUGGGUUCUGCUCGGAGGAGAGAACUAGUCGGUGUAUGUAUGCGGCUGAUGUGAAUAUCAGUGGGAAGACGGCAUCGAUUGCUUGA
Molecule: messenger RNA, 999 nt
Organism: Penicillium paradoxum
Lineage: Eukaryota; Fungi; Ascomycota; Eurotiomycetes; Eurotiales; Aspergillaceae
Product: glycoside hydrolase family 43 protein
Exons: 2
Coding region: 1-999 (332 amino acids)
Biological process (GO): carbohydrate metabolic process
Molecular function (GO): hydrolase activity, hydrolyzing O-glycosyl compounds
Source: RefSeq, a predicted model, not a curated record